AUUCAUUUCUUAAUUGCGCGUUGCUUUAAUUUGUGGUGAGCAAAACAGGAACUGUGCGACGUCGGCAGUUGUGCAAUAAUUGUUAAUAACCGUCUGCGUGAAUCUCGUUCCAUCUGGCAAAUCACUUUUUGCAGGCUGCCGCGGCCAUAGCAGAUACUCCUCUUCUUGUAGCCGUGCCCGUGCCCGUGCCCUUCUCCAAAAUGAAUCGACAGGCAAAAUUGCUGGUCUUCUGCCUGUUUGUGGGCCUUUUUUCCUUGAACUUGUGCGAUGAUGUAACCACUACAACUGUCGUACCCAAACCGACUUCCUCAGAGGCAACUACUGUUCCAGUUCCGGCUCCGGACAACACCACUACUCCAUCGGUCCCAACAACCACCUCAACUAAGGCACCAGACACGACUACUCUUCCACCGACCACAACAACCACAACGGAGAAGACGACAACGGUGCCCACCACCCCAUCUACGACUACUCCGACUCCUCCAGACACUACAACAACCACAAGCAGCACGACCCCAGCUACUACUACCACUACUACAUCGACCACACCCACGCCGCCUUCAAACUCAACGACCACGACCCAGCCGCCCCAUACAUCGACAACUCCGGCUCCAAAGCCGCCGUGCGGCCGCUUUGAUGGAUCCUCAUUCAUUGGAGGCAUUGUGCUCACCCUGGGCCUACUUGCCAUCGGACUGGUGGCCUACAAGUUCUACAAGGCCCGCAACGAGCGUAACUACCAUACCCUUUGAGCCGCCACCGCCUUCACGUCGGCCUUCAAUGCGGCAGCCGGAGCGGCGGCGGCCAGCAGCAACGCCGCAGCCACAGAUGCGGAGCGUGUGCGGUUUGUCCAGCCAUCCAUACCGCUGCGAUCGCCGCCGGCGCAACCGCCUCCGCCGCCACCCAACUCAGGUGGUGGCAGCGGAGGCGGAGCGGCGGCAGCUCCGCAGAAUUGCUCGCCGUCUGCCCGGGACCGGCUGCUGCACACGUAAUUUAGAAGCGGGGAAUACUACUACUACACAUUACUACAAUAUUACUGCUAUCCAAAGAGCCAAGCACCCAAACCAAUCCAAUCCAACACAACAGUAGAGUCAGGUUUUAAAUUUCAUGAUAACCCCCAGAGCGGAUUCAAUGCGAGACAGAUAGGAGGAAUGAGGUGGCUCCUGAUUCUUGAUAACUUUCUUAUCGGCCGACACACACAAUAUUUGUCCACAUCCAUAUAUGCGAGAGGUACUUUUCUUUUUGCAAAAACACCAGUUUAUCAGCAACUUGAGCGGAUGUUCAGGGGAGCCCGAGAUCCAAGGGCGAGCGUAAAGUGAACAGAUAAAUGAAUAAAUAAAACGAAGUCAUGUGAAAAAGGAGGAUAAGGAGCAGGAGGAAAGAGACUUGAGGAGAGGAGAAUGAACAAAUAACAGCAAAUAUGUGAGACUGCUUGAGAUAGCGAGAACAGUGGACAUAACAUAGAAAUCCGUAGGAAUGCGGCUGGCUGGCGACGGCUUUGUUUCUGGGAUUCAAUACAUAUAGAGCUACGAAGGGAAUAUAUAAAUUUUGAUUAUAUUUACACGGAUUUUGAAAAACUCGAAAAAUCAAUUCAUUAUAUAGGAACUAAGAAUAUUUACUACCUUAACGAGCUAUACAAAAAACGAAACAAACAAAAAAAGCUUAAAAAAAAAC
This is a messenger RNA of Drosophila serrata, 1671 nucleotides long. It is a transcript of the gene vsg, whose product is annotated as visgun. The record is from RefSeq and is a predicted model, not a curated record. NCBI's taxonomy places the organism in Eukaryota, Metazoa, Arthropoda, Insecta, Diptera, Drosophilidae. Gene Ontology annotation, cellular component: cytoplasmic vesicle.